GCUAAUCUCCAUUGUAGGAUCACUUUUGUCUCCAUCUUGAGACUCAGCUCUAUCGGAGAUUUCAUGAAGACUUCGAAUCCGACAUGGGACAUUGUGCCAAUCUCUAACUGGUCAUUCGUCGAAUUAAACGGCUUCAUCUUCUGUUCUUGCAUGCCUGCCUUCAGAGACUAUUUCCGGCGUCUAUUCUUACGACGGAGACGAACAGUUCAAGGUGUCAACUCCAUAUUUGGUGCUAGGCCGAGAAUGAGGACUAUUGGGAACAGUGUCUUGCGACCGAGCGAUCGGUUGCACGAACUAAUUUCCGUUGACAACGAUAACGAUGAGCCUGGUCAUUCUCUUCGGGAUAUUAGCCAUGUGGAUCUGGGAAUCGGACACCUAUCGACCGGUGUGUUGGCCGCUGUAAAGGAUGAAAGCGAACCCAAAGCAUUAGCUGCAAAUCACCGAAGUCGGGAUGGUGAUAAUAGCCAACCGGACGAGCAGCCCGAAGAACUGGAUCUUGGUGACUUAAAACAUUUAGCACCUUGGGUCUCGAAAGGUACAUAUAAACAGAAUGGCGAAUGCUCAGAUGCUCGACUCCCGAGGAGUAGUGAGAGUCCUCAAUGAAAUCCUCACGACCUUCAAGCUGGGAUAAGUGUAGAAAGAGAAAACCAAAGUCAGGUCAGUGUCGUGGAGGAGUUGCAGUUGUCUUGAUUUGCAGAUUUCGUAGAACUCCCGGGUAAAAAUGUUUCGGGGAUUGGCAAUAACUAAAAUAAUUACCUAUAAUAAU
Colletotrichum acutatum is the source of this 766-nucleotide messenger RNA. RefSeq lists its product as uncharacterized. Bases 64 to 603 code for a protein of 179 amino acids. The record is from RefSeq and is a predicted model, not a curated record. Lineage: Eukaryota; Fungi; Ascomycota; Sordariomycetes; Glomerellales; Glomerellaceae. The transcript has 2 exons.